Molecule: messenger RNA, 1203 nt
Organism: Ornithodoros turicata
Lineage: Eukaryota; Metazoa; Arthropoda; Arachnida; Ixodida; Argasidae
Product: ganglioside GM2 activator-like
Exons: 5
Coding region: 157-876 (239 amino acids)
Biological process (GO): ganglioside catabolic process; lipid transport
Cellular component (GO): cytoplasmic side of plasma membrane
Molecular function (GO): lipid carrier activity; enzyme activator activity
Source: RefSeq, a predicted model, not a curated record
GGUCCUUCCACCUCGUCUGCUCAUAACGCACGGAGGUCGUGAGCCGCUGCAGCUGCUCCCACCGAACGACCCACCUUGCCGGUUCACCGCCCCUUGGACACUCACUGGCGUCUCCUUUAUACACUCUUCGAGCGUCCUCUUCAUGCGCCCAUUGUCAUGAACGUCUCUUCUUACGCCGCACAACCGUGUUGGUGGUCAUCCCUGCUUGCCUUGGUUACCCUGACUCUGAGUGCUGUUCCGCAAGAACCUUCUAAGUUAUCCACGAGGCAUUCAAACUACACCUUAGACAUCAACAGGAUUCGUAACCUGACGUGGGAACGUUAUCUUCUGCUGCUAUCUACUCCACAAGUUCCUGAGCGGUACCUUUCCGAAACUGCUCAUACAGUAUUUUCAGUAUUUCAGAAAUGGGGCGAAGCUGUCCGCAAGUACACCGUGAGGAACUGUGGCUCCCACCAUGAUCCAGUUCGAUACGACCAACUUCUUAUUCGACCUGAUCCACUGGCCUUCCCUGGUAAUGUCUACGUGGAUUCUGCUAUUGAAGUCCUCAGGGACAUUGAAGCACCAAUCAGAGUCGAGAUAACGAUGAAAAAGAAAGUGGUGUUAUGGAUCUCAGUUCCCUGCGUCAAUGAUUUUGGAUCUUGCGAUUAUGACAACAUAUGUUCCGUAGAAGACUGCCCUCUGUUCUACGCUUUCCUCGGUCUGCCUUGCGGAUGUCCCAUCAAAAAAGGCAACUAUACCGUGGUGAACAAGGAGUUCGUUGUUCAGCCUCUGUCCUUGCCUGUCUGGCUGACAUCGGGGGAUUAUCAGGUCACUGUCAAGGGAAAACAGCCCAGCGAGCAGCUCUUCUGCGUUCAUUUCACGCUGUCCGUCAAAUGAAGAGGUUUUGAAGUAUUCAGCUCCCAGACCUCUCCAGGUGAUAUCGGCAUUAUCCAUGCAGGACUUUCAGCCAAUCAGUGGACAAAAAAAUGUACGGAUACAUGAUGCAUGUCUUCGUCAUGAGAAUGAAAUUUAGAAGCGAAGAAGAAACGUAGAAGGAGUUCACAAUUAUUUGGAAUAACGUCAUGUUUGAACAUGGCACUGCUUCAAUCCGCAUAGGAAAUUUGAACACGUGGUAUGCGUAAAGAAAAUACAAACCUUACGCGUUUCCAUUGCAUGUUCCUCGAUGAAGGCUACUUUCGUGCAAUAAAACCAACAGCAACGCGU